AUGUCCGUUCAAGAUACUAAAGCGGUCGAGCUUUCUAUGGGUCACAUUAGAUCAUCAUCCGUAUCGUUGGUAGCAGAGGCUACCUCAAAUAUGAAUAGUGAACACAAAAUUUCUAAAGUCCAGAUUUAUGAGGAUUUGUGCCGAUACGAAGAUAUAUUGGGUAAAUUAGUGGAAUCAGUAGAUCGUUUUAAGCCAAACCUAGAAAUCGCUAAGGAUUUGAUUAGAACCGACGAGAGUCUGUUUAAUAAUGUCAAACUGCUCGCUGACUAUGAUAAGAUUGAUCUUGAUUUGCGAAAAAUAGACAAAGACUCCGAAGAACUGGAUUCUAAAACUAGAAAGAUAUUAGAAAUUUUGAAUGAAUGCCAUGAUGAAUUGAGUGCACUACCGAUGCUAGAACAAGUGGAGUUCGAGAAAAAGACAAUCUUACAACAGAGAUCCAAAAUCAACUCUACUGCACUAUUGGAUUACGCUACAAAGUUAUCCAAGUUUACUAGAAUACCACCAACGUUCGAUAAAGGAACGGUGGGUCCCAAUAAUUUUAUAUGGCCUGCAGAAGACGCACUACGGAGAGGUAUGCUUGCUAUGGCCUCAUUACACAGUAAAGAAUUAACUAGAAUACCAGGCGAAGAAGAGCAAGGAGCUGAAGAAGUGCCGAAUGACACUCUCUCUCAAAAUGGACGCCAGAAGGAGAAGAAAGAGAGCAGGGAAAAUUCACCCGAAAAUUUACCGGCGAAGGACUCAUUUAUAUUCAAUGGUGCCGCUAAUAAAGACACUGAGCAAGCAGGUGAUGACAAAGACAAAACUGAAGAAGAUAACAAUGAAGAUGCCCUAGACCUUGAUCUAGAUUUAUUUGAUCCAGAAGAUUUCUAA
This is a messenger RNA of Saccharomyces eubayanus, 870 nucleotides long. RefSeq names its product Med4p (gene MED4). The record is from RefSeq and is a predicted model, not a curated record. Gene Ontology annotation, cellular component: mediator complex; core mediator complex. The transcript has a single exon. NCBI's taxonomy places the organism in Eukaryota, Fungi, Ascomycota, Saccharomycetes, Saccharomycetales, Saccharomycetaceae. The coding region runs from base 1 to 870 and encodes 289 amino acids. Gene Ontology annotation, molecular function: transcription coregulator activity. Gene Ontology annotation, biological process: regulation of transcription by RNA polymerase II.